ACGUCUGCGCAUGCGCGGGGAGGCUCGAGCGGAGCUGUCCGUAUCAACCAGUGCUGGAGUGUUUGCAUUGAUCUCAGCCGACUCUCCGGCUCCGCUCAUGUAGCAAUUUCCAUCUCUCGGUUAAAAAGACAGAAAUUACAAAAUAUGGACGAAGAGCUAAAAUGCCCCGUGUGUGGCUCUCUCUUCAAGGACCCUAUUCUUCUACCAUGCUCGCACAACAUAUGUUUGGCGUGCGCGCGGAACAUCAUCGUCCAGACCCCGGAGGGCGAGACACCUCCACACGGCAGCAGUAGCCGGGCGUCGGGCACCUCGGACUAUGACUACCUGGACAUGGACAAGAUGAGCAUGUACAGCGAGACGGACAGCGGCUACGGCUCGUACACGCCGUGCCUCAAGUCUCCGAACGGGGUGCGAGUUUUUCCGCCCACUAUGGUCGGCGGCGGCGGCGGUGUCCAUCGCCAACACUGCUCAAUCACGUGUCCGCUGUGCCACCGCAGCGUCUCGGUGGAUGAGCGGGGACUCAAGGGCUUCCCCCGGAACCGGCUCGUGGAGUCUAUCGUCUCGCGCUACCAGCAGAGUCGCGCCGCGGCCGCGGUAAAAUGUCAGCUGUGCGACCGCAACCCCGUCGAAGCCACCGUGUUCUGCGAGCAGUGCGAUGUGUUCUACUGCGCCCCGUGUCAGCAGCGGUGCCACCCCUCCCGCGGUCCGCUCGCCAAGCACCGCCUGGUGCCGCCGAACCAAGCGGCGAGCGCGGCGAGCGCGGCGGCGAGAGCGGGCGCUGCCCAGCAGCCGCCAACGCAGCAUCCUCCAGCCACCGCGCGCAAGCCAGCCACCUGCGCGGAACACGAAGCGGAAAACUUCAGCAUUUAUUGCAUGAACUGCAAGGUUCCCGUGUGCGCAAAAUGCAUGGAGGAGGGCAAACACGCCAAGCACGACGUGAAGCCCCUGGCCGUUAUGUGGAAACAGCACAAGUGCCAGCUCUCCCAGGCUCUGAACGGCGUCUCUGACAAGGCCAAGGAUGCUAAGGAGUUCCUGGUUCAAUUGAAGAACAUGCUGCAGCAGAUACAGGAGAGCGGUGUGGAGUUUGAGGCGUGUCUGGUGGCCCAGUGCGAUUCGCUGAUCGAGGCGCUGACCAGGCAGAAGGCCAAGCUGCUCACCAAGGUCACCAAGGAGAAGGAGUACAAGCAAAAGGUGGUCCGUGACCAGAUCACCCACUGCACCAUGAAACUCCGCCAGACCACCGGCAUGAUGGAGUUCUGCCUGGAGGUCAUCAAGGAGAAUGACCCCAGCGGGUUCCUUCAGAUAUCCGAUGCCCUGGUGAAGCGUGUGAGCUCGUCCCAGGACCAGUGGGUGAAGGGGGCCCUGGAGCCCAAGGUGGGCCCCGAGUUUGACCUGACCCUCAGCACCGACACCCUGCUGCAGACCAUCCUGCAGCUGGACUUCUGCCAGAACAAAGAGCCCACCCUAUCCGAGAUCAUCUUUCCAGAUGGGCAGGAGACUUCCUUAUCCAAUCACACGCUCCCAGCGGGGUGUGAAGCCCAAUCAGAGGCAGAGGGGGUGAGCCCUGGAGUGGACUCCUCUCCGUCAGUGCCAGCGGCCCCUCUGCUGCAGCUUGAGAAGUGCUGCACCAGGAACAACAGCGCCACGCUGGCCUGGAGGGUCACUGCGCCCGCAGGCAGCCCCAUUGAGGGCUACGUGCUCGAGCUGGACGACGGCAACGGCGGACAAUACAGGGAAGUGUACGUGGGUAAGGAGACUGUGUGCACUGUGGACGGCCUGCACUUCAACAGCUCCUACAACGCCCGGGUGAAGGCCUACAAUGGCAUCGGAGUGGGAGCAUACAGCAAGACGGUGGUGCUGAAGACCUCCGAUGUGGCUUGGUUCACCUUUGACCCCACCUCUGCACACCGGGACAUCGUCCUGACCAAUGAGAACCUGACGGUGAGCUGUAACAGCUACGACGACCGCGUGGUGCUGGGGACUGCUGCCUUCUCCAAGGGCGUCCACUACUGGGAGGUGUGCAUCGAUCGCUAUGACAACCACCCGGACCCGGCGUUUGGCGUGGCUCGCAUCAACACCCUGAAGGACACCAUGCUGGGGAAGGAUGACAAGGCCUGGGCCAUGUACGUGGACAACAACCGCUCCUGGUUCAUGCACAACAACUCUCACACCAACAGGGCCGAGGGGGGCAUCUCUAAGGGGGCGACGGUGGGCAUCCUUCUGGACCUGACCCAGCGCACGCUGACGUUCUUCAUCAACAAGGAGCAGCACGGGCCCACCGCCUUCGAGAGCCUCGAGGGGGUCUUCAUGCCCGCCGUCAGCCUCAACAGAAACGUCCAGGUCACCAUCCUGACCGGCCUGGAGGUGCCAAAGACCAUCAAGCAGUAAGGGCAGGACGGGAGUUGAGAGGAGGGGGGGUUUCCCUCCGCCCUGGCUACAGAGGGAGAGGGAGCCCCCUCUGGAUGGGGACCAACAAGGGCCUCCGGAGAGACUCGCUCCAUUCAUUCAUUUUGAUGGACCCAUUCCAAUGAUGUCAUUUUGGGGGAUUAACACUGUUACCUCUCUCCACCAGGCCCUCUCAAGGUGCCCGGGUUUUUGGAGGCUGUUAUAGCAUGAUGGAUGCUGCUUUAGGAUAGGAGUUGGAUGGGGGGGAAAAACAAUGGAAGUGAAAGUCAUGCAGUGCAAGUGAAGUCAUUUGAAUAUGAAACCAUCGUCUGGACCUGCUUUGUCUGAACCGGUUGGAGUGGGGGUUGGUGAGGGGGCAUCCCAGCCCUCUGAAGUGCAUCCAAGCCCUCUUACAAAACACAUACCCUCUGACCAAAUCCACAAAGGAUAAUGUCCACACACACACACACACACACACACACACACACACACACACACACACACACACACACACACACACACACACACACACACCUGUACAUAACAAACUGGGUAUUCCUCUUAAAAGUAGUUUUGGGGUUUUCACAUCUUCACGUCAAGUGUGCUUUUAUUUUGGUUGAUUGGGUACAAUCACGGAGACAAGAAGACACCACCACUGCAAAUGUUUACAAGCUAAACGCAACAAUACACGUUCAGGGCAUAAAGGUGUGAAGAGUGCGGACUGUGAUUUGUUCUCUCCGCUUCUCUCAAAGGACAAAAACAAGAGGGGACAUCACACUCACUGUGCUCACGGCCCCGGCCAGCUGUGACUCCCCCUGUCACCUGGGGAAAGCUGCGUCACACUCUACGUUUUUUACCCUUCUUUUUUCACACAUCCACUACUAUAGUCACACAUGAGCGGAUAGGAAUCUUGAAAGGAAUAGCCCAAUUUUUCACAGAGGGGUCGUCGUAGGACAGACGCAGGCGUCAACUCAUAGCGCUAAUCACGUUUUGCACUCCCUUCUUGAACUAGGGCGCCGCACGGGUGAUAGACCUCUCUUCCCUAGUUAUGUCUACCACUCAUGUCUUCUGCCCUUGUGCAGUCCGGUAGCACAGUUAUAAUUAGUGUUACGAGUGCCACCUGUAUUUGUCUUACGACGACGCCUCUGUGAAAACGGUCUGUUCUGCGCCAUCUGAGAGCAAAGCGGGCGGCUCCGGCGGUUCGCUGGCGCGCCCCUAAUGCCCUGGCAGGGAUGCAGGGGCGGCAUGCUGUGCACAGCCAGCUACAGCUGAACUCCAUUUCCUGAGAGCUCUGAAAUGAGGCUUAAUUGUCUCCCAAGAGCUUAAUGUCCUAAAAGGGCUAAACAUAGAAAUAGAAAAAAAAAAUCAAGCCAAACAGGAUUUAUUUUGUUUGUUUAAUUUGCAUCUUUUGGUUCACUAUUUUAUGUCAGAAAGAGUUAUAGGUGUGUAUGAAUUCAUUCUUUUCAUUGUUAUUUAUUUAUUUUUGUAUGCAUUUGUGCUUUAUUUUCUCUCCUACCAGUAAAGGCAUAUGUCAGCCUUGGGAAUGAGCUUCAAAGUUCAAACCAAACCACUGUGAUUACAGAGUUAAAAUAAUACAUUUAUUUAACAUUCCUAUGUAUAUAUUUGAUCAAACUACUGAUCUUACUAGAUAUAAAGAAUGAGCCUUUUAUGAACUUCGUCAUAUCUAAUUUAUUUUACAUUAAAUAUUUAUAUUCUCUAUAAAAAUUGUUUGUGUGUGUGUGUGUGCGUGAGAGUUAAUCAUGUACAACAGAUUGAUGUAAAAACAGCCCAUUUGUACAAUAGGGUCACGUGUGCAUGAUAGUGCUGUUGAUGGUCCUGUUUAAUGUAACUUAUUAGUAGACAGGCAAUGGGAUUUUAUGAUUAUGAAUAGUUAUAAAGUUAUAAAGCAUGGUUUAAUCAUUUAAGUUCACAGGCAAGUUUAUUUAAUAUCCCAAGUUGUAUUGUAAAUACUGUACCGCGAUGUAACGUCUUUGCUCCGAGCGUGAGAACAAAGUCCUACGUUGUCAUUUCUCGCCCUCUGCUGUCCGAAAUUGUGAACUAAAAAAGGAUCUCAUUUACACGCUAUGUUGCAGAUCACUUGUGUGGGGGAUCACGAAGUCUGCAAUCAUUUAUUGUUACAUGUAUUUAUUUGUUACAGUUCGAUUUUUUAAACCUGAUAGCCCAAUCUAACUCUGUACACCCCUCCCCCAUGUGAACCCAACCUUGAAUAAUUCCUAUCCAGAGAAAACGGUUAAAUAUUGUACAGGGAGGAAAUCGUUUUAUUAAGACUAACGACUGAUUUAGUGUCUAGCUGUAAAUAUAAUUUUUAUUAUUUUUUAUUAUGUUUUGUUAACAUGCCCCUCAACCAUGAUGCCAGUACAAAGUUCUACUGCUAUUAACUUUGACAGCUUAAGUCCCUUGCUGUGUGCCACUGCCAAUCGUUGGAUUCUCUGCUUCAGAUGCUUUUUAUAACAACAAUCAAAGCUGCUAGCUGUAAUUUAAUGUUACAGCGGGACGUUUUCUCAAAAAUGCAUCCCAGUAGCGCACCCUG
Messenger RNA from Gadus macrocephalus (Pacific cod), 4936 nucleotides. RefSeq names its product E3 ubiquitin-protein ligase TRIM9. NCBI's taxonomy places the organism in Eukaryota, Metazoa, Chordata, Actinopteri, Gadiformes, Gadidae. The transcript has 12 exons. The record is from RefSeq and is a predicted model, not a curated record. Gene Ontology annotation, molecular function: protein binding; zinc ion binding. The coding region runs from base 145 to 2388 and encodes 747 amino acids.